AUGUGUUCAAAUAAUGAUUUAAGAUUUAAAUCAUCUCCAUUUUAUAAUGUUGUUGAAAGAUUAUCACUGACCAAAAUAUGUUCUGUCAAUGAAAUUGUUAAUUUGGAUUUUGUUCUUGAUUCUAAUCAAAUUGGAAAAUUAAAGUCAAGUUCCAAUUAUAAGAUAAACUUAUUUUGUUGCUAUGCUGAACAAAAUUUACAAAAAGAAUCAUCAAUUGAAUUCCCUGAUUCUUGUAAAGUUAGAGUCAACAAUAAAAUGUUGCCUUACAAAAAGAGCAAACAAUCUCCUCGAGAUAUCACAGAUUUAUGCAAAAUAACUUCUUCACAUGUAAAUCAAAUACAAUUUAGAUUUAUAACUACUUCAAAGGUGAUUGAAGAAAUUGUUGAUGAAAUUAAAAAUGGAAAAUUUAUUGAAAAGGAUGCUGUUUUAGAGAAAAUUAAAAAACAAAUUCAAGAUCCUGAUGUAGUUGCAACCUCAAGUAUUAUAUCAUUAAAAGAUCCGUUAGGACAAUGUAGAAUAAGCACGCCUUGUAGGUCAAUCCAUUGUAACCAUAUACAAUGUUUUGAUGCCAACUUGUUUUUUAAAAUGAAUGAGCAACUCCCUACAUGGAAAUGUCCAGUUUGCAACAAAUUAUUAAGUUCUUGGGAGGAUAUCGUGGUCGAUGGCUAUUUUAAUGAAAUUCUAGCCAAAACUACUAAAGACCAAGGAACAACAAUUGUAAUUGAUUCAAAUGGUAAUUGGACAGAAUCUAAAAAAACUUGCAAACUUCACGAGAUUGAUGAACCUGAUGAUGUCACGUUUAAUAAACAUUCCCGGAAUAAAAAAAGAAAAAAGGAAAAAAACUUUUUUGUCAUAGAUUCAAGUGAUGGCGAAGGCGAGAAAAAUAAAUCAAUUUUUAUCGAUCUAACACAAAAUAGUGAUGAUGAAAAAGAAAAGGAAAAAACAAAUGUUAGAAAUAUUCAAAAAAGCAGCUGCUAA
Molecule: messenger RNA, 978 nt
Organism: Entrophospora candida
Lineage: Eukaryota; Fungi; Glomeromycota; Glomeromycetes; Entrophosporales; Entrophosporaceae
Source: the annotation of a GenBank genome assembly